AUGGAUCUAGUAUCAUUCAGGUGUCUAGUAGCAUUUAAGGGUCUAGGUAGUAUUCAGGUGUCUAAUAGUAUUCAAGUGUCUAGUAGAAUUCAGGUGUCUAAUAGCAUUCAUGUGUCUAGUAGCAUUCAGAGGUCUAGUAACAUUCAAGUGUCUAGUAAAAUUCAGGGAUCUAGUAUCAUUCAGGGAUCUGGUAGCAUUCAAUUGUUUAGUAGCAUUCAGGUGUUAAGUAGCAUUCAGUUGUCUAGUAGCAUUCAGGUGUCUAGUAGCAUUCAGGGGUAUAUUAACAUUAAGGGGUCUAGUAGCUUUCAGGGGUCUAGUGGCAUUCAAAAGUCUAGUGGCAUUCAGGAGUCUAGUAGCAUUCAGGGCAUUCAGGUGCUUAGUAGCAUUCAGGUGUGUAGUAGCAUUCAAGAGUCUAUAGCAUUCAUGGGUCUUGUAACAUUCAGGGGUCUAGUAGCAUUUAGGUGUCCAGUAGAAGUCCCCAGUAGAAUUCAGGUGUCUAGUAGCAUUCAAGGGUCUAAAAGCAUUAAAGGGUCUCGUAACAUUCAGUUGUCUGGUAGCAUUCAGGUGUCUAGUAGCAUUCAUAUGUCUAGUAACAUUCAGGGGUCUAGUAGCAUUCAGGUGUCUAGUAGCAUUCAGAUGACUAGUAGGAUUCAGGUGUCUAGUAGCAUUGACGUGUCUAGUAGCAUUGACGUGUCUAGUAGCAUUGAGGUGUCUAGUAACAUUCAGGUGUCUAGCACAAUCAAGGGUCUAGUAGCAAUUCCAAGGUCUAGUAGCAUUGGGGGUCAAGUAGCAUUCAGGGGUCUAGUAGCAUUAAAGGGUCUAGUUGCAUUCGGGGUUUUAGAAGCAUUUAAGGGUUUAGAAGCAUUCAAGGGUCUAGUAGCAUUCAGGGGUCUAGUAGCAUUCAGGGGUUUAGUAGCAUUCAAGUGUCUAAUAACAUUCAGGUGUAUAGUAGCAUUAAGGGGUCUAGUAACAUCCAGGGAUCUAGUAGCAUUCAGGGGUCGAGUAGUAUUCAUGGGUCGAGUUGCAUUCAUGGGUCUAAUAACAUUCAGGGGUCUAAUAGCAUACAGGGGUCUAGUAGCAUUCGGGGAUCUAGUGGCAUUUGGGGAUCUAGUAACAUUCGAGGAUCUAGUAGCAUUUAGGGGUCUAGUAGCAUUCAAGGGUCUAGUUGCAUUCAGAGAUCUAGUAACAUUUAGGGGUCUAGUAUCAUUCAGGUGUCUAGUAGCAUUCAGGGGUCUAGUAUCAUUCAAUUGUCUAGUAGGAUUCAGGUGUCUAGUAGCAUUCAGGGGUCUAGCAGGAUUCAAGGGUUUAGUAGCAUUCAACGAUCUAAUGUCUAAUAACAUUCAAGAUUCUAUUAGCAUUGAGGGGUCUAUUAGCAUUGAGGGGUCUAGUAGCAUUCAAGGGUCUAGUAACAUUUACGUGUCUAGUAAGAUUCAGGUGUCUAGUAGCAUUCAGGAGUCUAGUAACAUUCAGGUGUCUAGGAGCAUUCAGGUGUCUAGUACUAUUCAAGUGUCUAGUAACAUUCAGGUUUCAAGUAGCAUUCAGGUGUUUAGUAGCAUUCAGGUGUCUAGUAGCAUUCAAGGGUCUAGUAACAUUCAAGGGUCUAGUAGUAUUCAAGGGUGUAGUAACAUUCAGGUCUCUAGUACUAUUCAAGUGUCUAGUAACAGUCAGGUGUCUAAUAGGAUUCGGUUGUCUGGUAGCAUUCGAUUGUCUAGUAGCAUUCAAUUGCCUAGUAACAUUAAUGUGUCUAGUAGAAUUCAAGUGUCUAGUAGCAUUCAAGUGUCUAUUACUAUUCAGGUGUCUAGUAUCGUUCAGGUGUCAAGUAACAUUCAGGUGUUUAGUGGCAUUCAGGUGUCUAGUAACAUUCAGGGGUCUAGUAGCAUUCAGGUGUCCAGUAACAUUCAGGUGUCUAGUAGCAUUCAGGUGUCUAGUACUAUUCAGGUGUCUAGUAACAUUCAGGUGUCUAGUAGAAUUCAGGUGUCUAGUUGCAUUAGUGAGUCGAUUAACAUUCAGGGGUCUAGUAGCAUUGAGGUGUCUAAUAGCAUUCAGGGGUCUAGUAGCAUUCAAAGGGGUCUAGUAGCAGUAAAGGUUCGAGUAACAUUCAGGGGUCUAUUAACAUUGAGGGGUGUAAUAGCAUUCAAGGGUCUAGUAGCUUUCAAGGGUCUAGUAACAUUUAGGUGUAUAGGGUCUAGUAGCAUUCAGGGGUGUAGUAGCAUUCACGGGUGUAGUAACAUUGAGGUGUCUAGUAGCAUUGAGGUGUCUAUUAGCAUUGAGAGGUCUAUUAGCAUUGAGGGGUCUAGUAGCAUUAUAGGGUUGAGUAGCAUUCAGGAGCUUAUUAGCAUUGAGGGGUCUAGUAGCAUUCAAGGGUUUAGUAACAUUCACGUGUCUAGUAGCAUUCAUGUGUCUAGUAUCAUUCAGGUGUCUUGUAGCGUUCAGGUGUCAAGUAGCAUUCAUGUGUCUAGUAGCACUCAGGUGUCUAGUAGCUUUCAUGUGUCUUGUAGCAUUCAAGUGUCUAAUAGAAUUCAAUGGUGUCUAGUAACACUCAAGGGUCUAGUAGCAUUCAGGGGUCUAGAAUCAUUCAGGGGUCUAGAAGUGUGUAGUAGUAUUCAAGUGUCUAGUAGCAUUCAGGUGUAUAGUAACAUUCAGGUGUAUAGUAGCAUUCAGGGGUUUAGUAGCAUUCAGGUGUCUAGUAGCAUUCUGGUGUUCAGUAACAUUCAGGUGUCUUGUAGCAUUCAGGUUUCUACUAGCAUUCAGGGGUCUAAAAAUAUUCAGAGGUCUAGUAGCAUUAUGCGGUCUAGAAGCAUUCAGGUGUCUAGAAGCAUUAAGGGGUCCAAUAACAUCCAGGUGUCUAUUGGCAUUCAAGUGUCUAGUAGCAUUCAGGUGUCUAGUAGUAUUCAAAGGUCGAGUAGCAUUCAAGGGUCUAGUAGCAUUGAGAGGUCAAGUAACAUCCAGGUAUCUAGUAGCAUUGAGGGGUCUAUUAGAAUUGAUGGGUCUAGUAGCAUUCAAGGGUCGAGAAACAUUGAGGGGUCUAUGAGCAUUAAGGAGUCAAAAAGCCUUCAAAGGUCUAGUACAUUCACCAUUAACAUGUCUCAUAGCAUCAAGGUGUCUAGUACUAUUCAGGUUUCUAGUAGCAUUCAGGUGUCAAGUAGCGUUCAGGUGUCUAGUAGCAUUCAGGGGUCUUGUAGCAUUCAUGGUAGCAUUCAAGUGUCUAGUAGCAAUCAAAGGUCGAGUAACAUUCAGGAUUUUAGUAGCAUUGAGAGGUCUAUUAGCAUUGAGGGGUCUAUUAACAUUGAGGGCUCUCAUAGCAUUGAGGGUUCUAGUAACAUUCAGGUGUCUAGUAACAUUCAAGGGUUAAGUAAUAUUCAGGUGUCUAGUAGCAUUCAGAUGUGUAGUAGCAUUUUAGUGUCUAGUAGCAUUCAAGUGUCUAGUAGCAUUCAGGGGUCUAGUAGCAUUUGUGGGUCUAGUAGCAUUCGUGGGUGUAGUAGCAUUCAAGGGUCGAAUAACAUUCAUGAGUCUAGUAGAAUAGAGGUAUCUAGUAGCAUUCAAGUGUCUAGUAGCAUUCAGUUGUCUAGUGGCGGGUCUUAUAGUAUUCAGGGGUCUAGUAACAUUCAGUUGUCUAGUAGCAUUCAGGUGUCAAGUAAGAUUCAUGUGUCUAGUAACAUUCUGGUGUCUAGUAUUAUUCAGGUUUUUAGUAGCAUUCAGAGGUCUCGUAGCAUUAAGUUUUGUAGUAGCAUUCAGGUGUCUAGUAGCAUUAGGGUGUCUAGUACUAUUCAGGGGUCUAGUAUCGAAUUCAAAUGUCUAGUAGCAUUCAGGGGUCUAGUAGCUUUCAGGUCUCUAGUAGCAUUCAGGUGUCUAGUAUCAUUCACGGGUCUAGUAGCAUUCAGGGGUCGAGUAGGUCGAGUAGCAUUCAAGAGUCUAUUGGCAUUGAGGGGUCUAGUAGUGUCUAGUAGCAUUGAAGGGUCUAUUAGCAUUGAGGGGUCUAGUAGCAUUCAGGUGUCUAGUAGCGUUCUAGGGUUGAGUAGCAUUCAGGAGUCUAUUGGCAUUGAGAGGUCUAGUAGAAUUCUAGGGUCUAGUAGCAUUUACGUGUCUAGUAGCAUUCAUGUGUCUAGUAGCAUUCAGGUGUCUGGUAGCAUUCAGGUGUCUGGUAGCAUUCAUGUGUCUAGCAGCAUUCAGAUGUCUUGUAGGAUUCAGGUGUCUAGUAGCAUUCAAGGGUCUAGUAACAUUCAAGUGUCUAGUAGUAUUCAGAUGUCUAGUAGCAAUCAGGUGUCUAGUAGCGUUCAGGUGUCUAGUAGCAUUCAGGUGUCUAGCAGCAUUCAGGUGUCUAAUAGCGUUCAGCUGUCUAGUAGCAUUGAGGUGUCUCGUAGCAUUCAGGUCUCUUGUUGCAAUUAUGGGUCUAGUAGAAUUCAGGUGUCUAGUAGCAUUCAGGUGUCUAGUACUAUUCAGGUGUCUAGUAACAUUCAGGUGUCUAGCAGUAUUCAAGUGUCUAGUAGCAUUCAUGUGUGUAGGUGUAUUCAGGUGUCUAGAAAGAUUCAGGUGUCUUGUAGCAUUCAAGUGUCUAGUAGCAUUCAGGUGUUUAGUAGCAUUCAGUUGCAUUUAGGUGUCUGGUAG
Molecule: messenger RNA, 4605 nt
Organism: Sphenostylis stenocarpa
Lineage: Eukaryota; Viridiplantae; Streptophyta; Magnoliopsida; Fabales; Fabaceae
Source: the annotation of a GenBank genome assembly